AUGAUGACAAUAGUCGGUCUGUGGCAGCGAGCAGUUCGCAAUAACUGGAACAGUGCUAGAACAACCGGUACCCUGAGGAUCAUAGCGAGUUCUGAUCGGGUUGAAGACAGUUAUUCAAUCAAUCCUCUUCUUGAAGAGAUAACAAGCUGUUACUCGAAGGCCUCGGACGGAGCAGGUGCAAAACUGGACAGUGGCCUAAAUAAAGGAAAGAGAAAACCGAACUCAGAAAAACUGAUUAAAUUACUUGCAGAAGAACUUACCUCUACAAAGUUCAAAGAAUGUUUACUUGCCCUAAAGUUUAGUGAGAAGCAAAUAUUUGUCUUGAGUGAGUUUUACCGAGCUAAACAAAUUGACAUAAACAAUACUCUCUUAGCUGGGUCCGUAUGCUUACCAAUGUUCAAGAACCUGGAGUGGCGACUGCAGGCAGUUAUUGGAUCAAGAGCUCUGCCGCAACAGUUGGAGCCAUCUGCUCUUCUGAAGCUUUCUUUGGAGAACAGUGAACCUGGAAGCAUACUACUGACUGCUGGACCGUGUGAGCUAGUCGCUGUGACUGAAGCACUGGAAGCUGCUCUACGAGAGGCAACUGCACAACAUGCUCGCAGAGUUAGCAGGAGUUACCUCAACGAAUACCGUGUUAGGGUUGAAGACAGUUAUUCAAUCAAUCCUCUUCUUGAAGAGAUAACAAGCUGUUACUCGAAGGCCUCGGACGGAGCAGGUGCAAAACUGGACAGUGGCCUAAAUAAAGGAAAGAGAAAACCCAACUCAGAAAAACUGAUUAAAUUACUUGCAGAAGAACUUACCUCUACAAAGUUCAAAGAAUGUUUACUUGCCCUGAAGUUUAGUGAGAAGCAAAUAUUUGUCUUGAGUGAGUUUUAUCGAGCUAAACAAAUUGACAUAAACAAUACUCUCUUAGCUGGGUCCGUAUGUUUACCAAUGUUCAAGAACCUGGAGUGGCGACUGCAGGCAGUUAUUGGAUCAAGAGCUCUGCCGCAACAGUUGGAGCCAUCUGCUCUUCUGAAGCUUUCUUUGGAGAACAGUGAACCUGGAAGCAUACUACUGACUGCUGGACCGUGUGAGCUAGUCGCUGUGACUGAAGCACUGGAAGCUGCUCUACGAGAGGCAACUGCACAACAUGCUCGCAGAGUUAGCAGGAGGUUCUGUCCUUCGGCCUCUUAGUUUACCAAUACCAACUAAAACUAAAGAAAGUUGCCAUAAAUGGAAGGUAUUGAUUUAUUUUUGCUUCCUCUACAAUCUGAAGCGGAAGAAAUAUUGUAAGCUGUCAAAUUUAUUUUUUUGACAUUCAUAUUAUGUAUGUAUUCGAAUUCCAGGAGUACAAAAAAUAUAUAUAUAUUUUUUUUUAUAAAA
This is a messenger RNA of Nezara viridula (southern green stink bug), 1365 nucleotides long. NCBI's taxonomy places the organism in Eukaryota, Metazoa, Arthropoda, Insecta, Hemiptera, Pentatomidae. The record is from the annotation of a GenBank genome assembly.